ACAGCUAAUUUAAAUUGAAAAAAAAAGGAUUCUGGACAUUCUGGAUUCUGAAAAAGGACAGGAUUCUGUCAUGAUGUCUCUACUCAUCUUAGUCGUGUUGCUGGCCUACAUUCCCGUCGCUCCCCAGGCAGAGUUACAAUGCGGCUGUCGGACUCACAGAAGCACAGCUUUAUGGAAUAUGAAAAGACAUGCGGAUUGUUCGCAAUGUUCAGCGAAUUUUACAUGCCUGGCUCAGCUGGGUCUAAGCUCGUUGGAUCUGUCACACACAGGAUUGCAAAAAGUACCUGAUCUCAACGAUCCUGGAUUUCGGAUGAUCGAGGAGCUCAACCUAUCUGGAAAUGAGAUAACCCAGUUGGCUAACUGGAAAUUCGGAUCGAUGGAGAAAUUGGAUUUCGUGAAUAUGAGUUGCAACAAUUUGACGAGUCUGCCAAACAAAGAGCCUCUUUGCAUCAAAAUCGACUUGAGCUACAACCUAUUGGAAAAGAUGACUGAUCUCGUGCCCUUAGUGAAGACGAAGGCAAUUUUGAAUGGCAACUCCUGGCGGUGCAUGUGCAACAAUAGUCUUGUGAAACACAUGUACAAAGUGUUUCCCAGUUUCCUGGACAACAACAUUGUGUGCAAGAAGGACGACUUCGAUAAACUACAACCAUUUGCGAUGCAGUGUCAUGAGAUAAUUAAUGAUAAUCAUGAGAAUUCGGGUCGUAAAAGUUUCUAUAUUGGAUGUAUCAUACUUUUUGUUUCGGUUGCUCUAUUUUUUGUUUGCUUCCUAAAAAAAUUUGUGCUUUUUAGAUGA
This is a messenger RNA of Drosophila bipectinata, 793 nucleotides long. The record is from RefSeq and is a predicted model, not a curated record. NCBI's taxonomy places the organism in Eukaryota, Metazoa, Arthropoda, Insecta, Diptera, Drosophilidae.